Messenger RNA from Parnassius mnemosyne (clouded apollo), 1344 nucleotides. The record is from the annotation of a GenBank genome assembly. NCBI's taxonomy places the organism in Eukaryota, Metazoa, Arthropoda, Insecta, Lepidoptera, Papilionidae.
AUGUUUACUAAAUCUAAAGUGCAAUUUCAAGAUCAACAACUAGAUGAUUAUGUACUCGAGAAUUCAGUACUAAAGAGUAAAUUACAAAGUAAAGUUGAAGCCUUAGCUAUUAUGAACAAAGAAUUGGACAAGUGCAGUAUGGAACGUGACAGAUAUAAAACAUUAGUAGAACAAUUACAAUGUAAGAAAACUAUGUCAAUAUGCCUUCAAGAUAAUAAUAACUUCAGGUUUACACCAAUAAAUACUAUAACUGGUGGUGAAAUACUUGCUAAAACCAGAGACAAUAAUAUUAUGUUAAAGUUAGAGGUUGAGACUUUACGUAGUAAAUUAGAAGAAGCAAAUGGUGACAUUUUGGCUUUAAGGAGACAAAUACAAAAGGGCACCUUAAUUGAUGAAAAUAAUGCAAUUAAAAAACUUUCAUCUAUUUCUCCACAAAAGGACUAUGAACAGCUAGUACAGAAUUUAGAAAGAAUUCAGAAAAAAUACCAACAACUAAAGUUAGAUUAUCGGACAACACUGGAUGAAAAAGAGGAGCUUGUUGCUGACCGUGACUACUAUAAGAGCAAAGUCCAUCGUCUAAAUCAUCAAAUCAGCUAUGUUCUAUCAAAUAAAAUAAAAAGUCAACAAGAUUCUGAGGAUCCGCCAAAGCCCAUUAUUGAUAUUGAUGCAUUAGUCACUGAAAAUAAAUAUCUCCAUGAAAGAAUUACACAACUGCAAGUAGAAAAAGAAAUUAUUAAAAGAACCCUCACUAAAUAUAAGACAUUGCUUGAUAACAGAAGUAAAGGUGAAUCUGUAAAUUUCAAAAAAGGCUUUGUAGAUGUCAUGACACAAAAGCAAGUAAGAGAAUAUUUGAAUAUCAAUUCAAAAACAGGUCUUAAAAGAAGCUCGGCUGCGGAAUUUAAAUCAUUAUGUUUGGGAUUAUUUGAGGCAUUGAACGAUAAAUCCAUUGCAUUACAGCAUCAAAGGAAAACAAAUCAGAUUUUAGCGAACAGAAUAAAUGAAUUGGAAAAAACUUUAGAAAGCUGGUGUAAUGGUCAAAAAUGUAUCCCUAUUUUUCCAUCCCAAAUGCUUCUGGAGGAUUUUCUUCCUGACUCCGCAUCCGUAAAAUCGGAUGAAACAAAAGAAAAAAAUUUGUAUGAGCCUACGCAGGAUAAUGAUUUAAAGAUGAGAUAUUCUGACAGUGAUGAGGACUUAAAAUCUAAUAUUGAUAGCCAAACAAUUCAUUACGCAGAUAAUUAUGAAAAUGGUAGUGGAGAUAAUAGAAUUAUCACUAAAACUGUUUUACCUUUCGAAUUGGAACAGUUAGUGAAAGAAGCUCUAGCUGAAUUAAAACCCAUACAGUAA